GGAUAAAGUUAAGAUGACAAUCUCUUAAUAACUAAUCUUAAGAUACGUUCUUAUCGCAAUUUUGUUCUAAUUAAAUAUAAAUAAAUUCAUUUACAAAAUGACUUUUGAAGUUAACUACGCCUUAUCCGGAGUAACAAAGGAGCUAUAGGGAACAAUUUGGGGAGAAUUGUAAUUAUCAGUGUAAGCAGAAUAGAAAAGAAAAUAAAACAGUGGAAGAUUGGGCGGGAUCCGGAGUGUGAAGGGAGCCAUCAUCUUCUUCUCAUUACUACUCUCAGGUAAGGAAGAGGAGCUUGCUCUUUCCCUUGCUUGAAUGGCGACAGUAGCUUCUGGUGCUUUGGUUAACUUAGAAGAGCUGGUUCCACCUUCCCCACACUUUAACCAUGGGACCUCUCUUCGUGUAACUGGAAAGCUCCAAAAGUAUGAUGUGGAGACUGCUAUUGCUGUGAUUGUUGAUGGAAAUGCAUCAUUGAAAGUUGACACACAGCACUUGAAUCUCAAUCUUCGCAUUGGUUCAAUCUUCCAGUUUAUUGGAGAGCUGCUUCUUGUACCUGAUCAUGAGGCAAUUCUGAAGGCACGAGUUGGACGAAAUAUGGAUGGAAUGGAUCUCAAUCUUUAUCGUCAAACUCUGCAGCUCUUGAGAGAUUUUCAAGCUGGUCGUUGAAAAGUUAGACACCUUAGUGAAGGAAUCAUCAUUGGGAAUUUACCUAAAGUAAUAGCUAGAUAUCAUUUUAGCAACAUAGUAAAGGGCGUUCUUGACUGUUAAGAUUAUGUUUGGUUGGUUGUCAUACAGCAUGAUGUUGCCCAUCAAACUAAUCCCAACCUUUAACAUGUGCUUCAGAAAAUGUAUUAAUUUGAAAGAUGUUAUCUUGUGAA
Messenger RNA from Capsicum annuum, 873 nucleotides. RefSeq names its product CST complex subunit TEN1. Gene Ontology annotation, cellular component: CST complex. Gene Ontology annotation, molecular function: telomeric repeat DNA binding; single-stranded DNA binding; telomerase inhibitor activity. The record is from RefSeq and is a predicted model, not a curated record. Gene Ontology annotation, biological process: negative regulation of telomere maintenance via telomerase. The transcript has 4 exons. Bases 311 to 661 code for a protein of 116 amino acids. Lineage: Eukaryota; Viridiplantae; Streptophyta; Magnoliopsida; Solanales; Solanaceae.